Anguilla anguilla (European eel) is the source of this 6616-nucleotide messenger RNA. It is a transcript of the gene mafa, whose product is annotated as v-maf avian musculoaponeurotic fibrosarcoma oncogene homolog a (paralog a). Gene Ontology annotation, biological process: regulation of transcription by RNA polymerase II. The transcript is spliced from 3 exons. Gene Ontology annotation, cellular component: nucleus. Lineage: Eukaryota; Metazoa; Chordata; Actinopteri; Anguilliformes; Anguillidae. Gene Ontology annotation, molecular function: RNA polymerase II cis-regulatory region sequence-specific DNA binding; DNA-binding transcription factor activity, RNA polymerase II-specific. The record is from RefSeq and is a predicted model, not a curated record. The coding region runs from base 398 to 1393 and encodes 331 amino acids.
UGCUUUUAAACUCAUCUGCUUGGUGAUCCCUCAAAAAUUCUCCUACAAGCCUGGGGUCAUUUUUAUACGACUACAACUUCCCUAUUACUUAAGCAUUUGACCAUUUCAAAUGCACGCAAUGUAUUACUUGAAGAACCAAUGAAGAGGUAAAUGUCUGGAAGAGAAGCUACCGAUAUUCUGCAAAGAAAGGAGAGUGGAUGAACGCACGCACUAACCUGGUGCGUCCGCGUAUGAGACUCUGCAAAGGAAAUAAUUUUAUCAACGCCGCGGCAAAGCGAAAACACUUUUCUUGGUUUGAAUAGAUAAAUAAAAAAUCAAGCUGGCUCACGCUCUCUCAAACCAGCAAAGUUUGACAGCUGGUCUUCAUCCUCUUUGGAGGACUGUCAACAGCAAACGGAUGGCAUCAGAACUGGCAAUGAGCAACUCCGACCUGCCCACCAGCCCCCUGGCUAUGGAAUAUGUUAAUGACUUCGAUCUGAUGAAGUUUGAAGUGAAAAAGGAGCCGGUGGAGUCCGAUCGCAGCAUCAACCAGUGCAGCCGCCUGAUCGCCGGGGGAUCCCUGUCUUCCACCCCGAUGAGCACGCCUUGCAGCUCGGUACCCCCUUCUCCAAGCUUCUCGGCGCCCAGUCCAGGCUCCGGGAGCGAACAGAAGGCACAUUUAGAGGACUUCUACUGGAUGACGGGUUAUCAACAGCAGUUGAACCCGGAGACUCUGGGCUUUUGCCCCGAAGACGCCGUAGAGGCGCUGAUCAACAGCACUCACCAACUUCAGACCUUCGAUGGCUAUGCUAGAGGGCAGCAAUUCGCUGGUGCAGGCGGAGGAGGAGGCACCAUGGGUGGGGAGGAGAUGGGAUCCGCAGCCGCUGUGGUUUCUGCAGUUAUCGCGGCUGCUGCAGCCCAGAACGGAGGUCCUCAUCACCAUCAUCAUCAUCACCAUCACGCUGGCGGUCAUCACCAGACACCCGGGGUCCCCACCAGUGGGAACUCGGGAGGAAGUCACCCACAUGUGCAUUUGGACGACCGGUUUUCGGACGACCAGCUGGUGACAAUGUCAGUGCGAGAGCUCAAUCGGCAGCUCCGGGGGGUCAGCAAAGAAGAAGUGAUCAGGCUGAAACAAAAGAGGCGGACCCUCAAAAACAGAGGCUAUGCGCAGUCCUGUCGCUACAAGAGGGUCCAGCAACGCCACAUCCUGGAAGGCGAGAAGUCACAGCUUAUUCAGCAAGUUGAUCACCUCAAACAAGAGAUAUCGCGACUAGUUCGGGAAAGGGAUGUCUACAAGGAAAAAUAUGAGAAGCUCGUCGGAAAUGGCUUCAGAGAAACCGGCUCCAGCAGUGACAACAACCCUUCAUCUCCAGAGUUUUUCAUGUCAUCAAGAAAUUUCAUACAUCUGUGAUAGAGAAAUAUGAUCCCACAUCCUUGGCCUUGAAGUCUGAGAGAACUAAGCCCUCCACACCAUAGCGUGCCUAUUGGAGAGGACAGCGCACAAACCUCAGUGACACGACCCCACCCGACCCCUAAUCCCCAGCACUGAGACCUCCCAAAUGGGCCUUUACUGUACAUCUGCAUCACAUCAGCAGCCACUCAAAAAGGGAAUCACUUUAUCCGUCAUUUCAGAGCUUUUCAGAGCAAUGUUUCUGCAGUGCUCGCACGCCUGCCAGAAACAGCUGCUCUCUCUUAGUGCGCCUCAUUGUUGUGCUGGCAGCCAAUAUGCAUAAUAAAUACAACUCUGGAAUGUUGUGAUAUUGAUUUUCUCUUGAUGUAUGGAUUUUCCAUACAUUACUCAUAUGUUGUCUUUGUUCGGUGUGUGAUAAGCAACUGAAAUCCAAUCACGUUUCACUGCAGAGCAGAGACAGUAGUCUUAUGUACAGUUUAAGAUUCAUAUUUAUAUUAUAAGAGCUAUAAGAUUAGUAUUUAUAUUGUUAGCUUUUGCUGUUGGAUAUUUGUUGUCCUUUGGAUGACACUUAAGACAUAAGAAGACCGAGUCAAGUGGCCCAUACAGAUAGAAGAACAGAAACGUAAGCAAUUCAUCUACAUCAAUGCAAUGAAGUGGCAGUGGAAUAUAUUAUUUUGGUUUGACCCCUUGGGUGCUGGUAAAUGAAGGUGUCAUGGUGUAAAGCAUCAUUAUGAAAAUGCGCCUUCAGUUUUCUGAGCUCUUUAAAAUAAUCUCUUAAUACAAAUGCAUGGAUAGCACAAUCCUGGCAUGGUAUGACACCCCCACAACCUGCUGAAGUGAUUCAGAAAGACAAAGCGCCCCUGUCAGUCUCUCUAUACCAGAGGGAGAAGGGCAUUUCGAACUUCCCUUGUGCUAUCUGGCACGUGGCAACUUGGAACAAAUUAAAAAAUUUAACCUACCACAGCAUUACUAAUAAAUGCAAGAUUGUAGUUCAUUUUCAGAACCGCUAAACUCACAAAAGUCAGCACAAAAUUGUUCAUUAACAAAUACUAAUUGUUGCAUGUCCCUUGUCCUCAUUACCACAGUCAGUCACUUUUGGGUGUGUCUCUCUUUAUUCUGAUACUUAAACCAGAAAUAGUCAGAGCGGACUGACAGUGGAAGUAGCCUUCAAGGCUCCUUAAGGCCUUCAAUCACUGUUUCCCUGGUCAUAGGAGUCCAUUGUUCCAGUUCUGUAAUGAGUUCUCGGUUUAUUAGGUUUGAUUGAGCUGAUUGUCAAUGUAGUAAUAAUAUGGAUUUGACAUCACUCAGAGUGCAUACAGUUAGUUCCUUUUCGUGAUAUGGACCCUUGACAUGUCCAAGAAUUGUUCUUUCUAGAAAAAGGAUACAAGCAAAAGUGCUUCUGUAAGUUCUUUCAAUUUAAUCUUGGUAGUUUAAUGUAUUGAUUAAGAGUAAUUUGUUUUUUAUGGGGCAUUGAACAAUUGAUUGAGGUUAAUUGAGAUGGUGUUGAAAUUUGUUUUAGGGGCAAAUAUUAACCGGAAUGUUGAAUAAAGUGCUUCAUAAUAGCAUAAAACCAGCUUGACAAGCACAUUGUUCUCACAGAGAUUAAAUGUGCAUAUAUAUAUUUUUUAUAAAUAAAGGUCAGUGCUCAAUUAAAAGUUCAAUCAAACCGUAUUAAUUGAGAGCUCAGCAGGAAUGCAAACAAGCAUGCACCAUGUGCUACACAGCCAGCAUCCUGAACUAAUACUGUACUACAGAAAUGAAAAUCCUGCAUUCUCCCAAUUUAGUCUACAGACACAAGAGCCCCCAGAGCUAACUGCAGGUCAGAUCCAGCCUGCAACCACCAGGGAAGGACACGCCGUGGAAACCACAUCAGAAGCUUGUGAGUUGUGUGUCGCCCCAUGAUUGUGCUGGGCACUGUCGCAGUGGCAAGGCCAAAGUGUCCCAGCCAAAGUCUCGGUCCAGCUGCGGAGUGACGGCGCUCUAUUGGCCCUGGCACGCAAGACCCACAUCACCUGCAGCCACCACCGAAGCAGCAACGCCCUUUCGCCGUCCCCGCUUCCUCCCGCGCGGUCUCCCGGCGCGGAUCCGCAGGGUGUCUGGGAAUCGGCGUUUGACUCCGGCGCGCUCUAUUUUUGGACUCUGGUCCUGCGCAUCGGCACCGAGGAAAUCAAUCUGGAUUGAUCUGUCAUGCGGAGUGAAAGUAAUGGGAGUGGGGGGAAUAAAAUAACCCUAAUAUAGGUCAAGAGGUCAGCGUGAUUUAUUUUCACGGGGAGAAACUUCCCCCCUUGUUUUUCUCCACCAGAUGCACGAGGCCCACCUGCUCCGUCCUGCCUGCUUUUCUCUCUGAUUCUCUGAGCCGUGAAACCGGAGACAGGGAGUUAUAUUUAGCAUGGAGGACUGACUGUAUUCUGGCUUCGCAUUAAGGUUAAAAAUACGAAGAGCCUCGUACAGCGAGGGGCACGUCAUCGCCGCAAAUUAACUUUGCCGUCCCAGGGCGAAAUCACAUCGACGGGAGGCAUUCUGUUAAUUUGCUCAAUUGACAGCGCGAUAGCCGCUGCUUUCUAUAAAGAACCUUUCCAAAAGCAAGGCUCACGCUGGACCGAAAGCAGGAACACAAACGUGAGCUAGCUCAUUACAGGACAUGAGAUAUCCUUUUUCAAAAUACCUAAUAUGGGGCAGCAACAUUGCAACCUACGGAAAUGCUGUAAUUUGAAUUGUCAUACACCUGUGUGGGUAUUUUUUGCCACCAUUUUCUUACGCAUACUCUGAGUUAGUUGUCCCCUCAGAACUGGGGCAAUUAAAACAUUGAAGCUCAUGCUUUCGGAAAUAGGGCAGAAACCGUGAUAACUCAUAACUCCUGAUAAAGGACUGCACUCAGCAUUUUUUUUUUUUUUACAAGUCCCAAAAAUUAAAACAAUAUAGCAUUCAUCAGUGCUGUGCUGGCAGCCUCAUUAUAUACUUUCCCUGAGUCAUCACUUCAUGUGCACAAGGUAGUAAAGAGGAAUUGCCAGUCUCUUACCAAUUGCCAAUGGUCAUAUGCUUCUGGUUAUACCAUAAGUGCUCUUUUCUGUUGAGUGUAAUCUGCACUGUGACGUCCCCUGCUACAUAGAUCACUCUGCAUAUCAGUCAUCACAUAUAAAUGAAUUAAUAAAAAAAAAGAUGCUAAUUCUGUAAGGUAAAAGUAACCAGGGCCAGUGUGUUGAGGAUGAAGCAUUUCUGGCUGUGGGAGAUGGACAGGAGGGAGGAGGGGAGGAGGCUGGCCUCUGCACCGCAGGGCUCACUCCACGGAGGGGAUCAGGGGAAUUUUCUUUCUUUCACAAAUCGUCUUUUCUUGCCAAAGCUGCAUUUCACCAAUGAAUAGCAUUGGUUAGAAUUUGCAGACAACCCCUGAAAUGUGCAAGUGUCUCUCAGGUGUUGAAGGGGACACUGGGGUUUGAGAACAAAAAUGGGUCCUGCCUUUUAGUUUCACAAAUAGCUGUGAAUUUAUGUUUUGAAAUAAAUAUGCAAAACUAGCAUUGUUAACCGUGAAUAAUAAAGAAGUGAAACAUAAAAUCACUUAUUGUGAAUAUUUUCAUAUAUGUUUUAGAAUACUGUGUUCACUUUAGUUAUGAAAAAUGAAGACAACACAUCUUUCUCUUGGUUCAGUGUGGCACUUAUACUGAGGACACUUAAAUAAUAGUAAAAUCAUCAAGCUUGACGUAAUUACUGAAAAAUGGCAUCCUCAGGGGCUCCAUUCUGUACUUAAAACAAGAUCUGGAAUUAAACAGAUUUUUAAAGUAAGUUUCAAUAAAAUAAAGCUAGGCUUUGGUUUGGGAGCUUUCAUUUUAAUGUUAAUUAUUUUUACAUGAGCCUGUUCAUUGACAUGAAAUGUGAGUUUGAAGCCACACAAACAGUGCAACCUCUGCAGCAUGAGCUGUUUUGUUGUGGCUUCAAAAUGGUUAAAUGAGGCCAAGAUUAGUGGAUAGUUGGAUACCUAUGUAACACAAGUCUGAAAAUCAGAAAGGAAAGAAAAUGAAUCAAAUCAGCUUUUUAGUUCCUGAAAUUUAAAACAAAAAAUCAAUGAGCCAAACCAGUCAAUGCAUGGACAGCCCCCGGGAGUCUGCAGAACACUGUGGCCUUGGACCCUCCGUGCAUUGUGGGUAAUGUGGGAAUAAGCACUUGGUAAUGAGCUGUGGAAAUAUGAUGUCCUGUGGCCACUAACCAGCCCUACACCGGCCUCCAAAGUGACCAGGAUGCAGACAGGAAAUUGAGUGUGGGCCAAACCCAAUCUGAAAGUAAACAAAUUUCCAGCAGCUUCAAGAAUCGCACCAUUUGCAGUCAUAUCAUUAUCAAUCUUUAUUUUACUAGGGAGUUACAAUUAAAUGAGAAACUUUUUUACUAUGCAGACCUAAACAGACAAGCUUUGGAGUAACACACUCAGCACAUUCACCUACAAAUUAAUUAAGCAAAAUUACAUCUUGACACAUAAAUAUUAUCCCAAUGAUCCAGUCUGACACAUGGUCCAAAAACCUUUAUACAUGUGUCACGUUUUAGAAAAUCAAAUGUUGUGGUUGGCUCCAAGCUGAGCCAGUUUUUAUAAUCUUCUAAUGCCCCCCAGGCAAAUAAAUCCAUAUUAGGAUAUUCAUCCCAGACUCCCAACAACUCCACUUUUUUUCUCCAGCAAGGGAACCCAAAGCACACAGAGUAUAUCCUCUGCAUCUUCGUGAAAGUGGAAGUGCAUCCACCCCCACCCACCUUGUUAGCUUGAUGAAUAACAGCUCUGCCAGGAAACUGCUGAAUUUUACGUUCCACGUCUAUUUUGUGCUGGCUGAUAUUAAUUUCAAGUGCUUCGAGGGAGCUAGGUAGAAAUGAAAGUUUAAAAAAUGAAAUAGAAAUGCUUGGUAUUUCAUCAUCCCACAUCCUACCCCCACAAUUGCAUCUGCUCUGUAUAUUUAAGACUGCUUUGACUAUCUGCUUUUGUAAAGUUAUUCAGUAAUUUAUUUAUUAUUAUUUGGCGGUGUUUUCACGAUGUCUGCUCUCCUGUGCAUAGGAAGAAACACCUGGCUGGACGGUCCACGCAAUAAGUGUGAAAGCAGAAUGCGCUGUUACUGUAGGUUCUCAGAGUCCUUUGUCUGUCACACUCAAGUAUAAUCUAAAGUCUCUUCUCUUCACUGCGGCACAUCAUUUGUUGUAGCCAUUUAUAAACACUCUUCAGGCUAACAGAAAGAAUUGCUCAUACUUAUC